AUGUCGGGUGCAGGCUGCGAGUAUGAAAAGAUCGACAAGAGACGGAACCCACCAUCUUCAGAGUACACGAUUGGUCUACGAAAUAGAGUUGCUUCACUAGAAGCCUUCAUACAGGAGUUGAGAGAAGCUUCUCCCGCUCGCCGAGAUGAAAUGCUUGGGCCCGCGGCUUAUAUACAGGGCACAUCAAAUAUUUCGAUCGCAGGGCCGUCUCAAGUCAUCCAAACUGAUACCACAGCCCGAGCACGCUUGAAACCAGAUGCAGAAGGAUCACUAGUCUACCAUGGCGCGACCAGCAUCUUCAACAGCGAUCUUCUCACCACAAGCGAGAGCUUUCCAAGUCCAACACAGAGUCUGUAUGCAGAGUCCAACUUUGACCAUGUGAUGGAUCAUUUCGGUAUCAAGCUGGAAGACGACACGGUUUUCAAGGCAUUGCAGCAGUUCUUUCGCUGGCAGUACCCCCACUUUAUGUUUGUUUACCGAGAGGCGUUUCUAAGAGACCAUUUUGGUGAGCGGAAAGGCUGCAAAUACUGGUCAUCUGCACUUCUCCUGUCUAUAUGCGCAUUGGGCCUCCUUAUGUCAGACACUGAAGUGGAGCGGAACCUGAUUGAGCAAUUCUUUCAGGCGGCUGAGAGUAUCGUGAUGGUAUCUGGUCUGAGCCGUCCCUCGAUCCCCACCGUCCAGUCAUUUUUAUGCUUAGCAUUUUUUGAAAUUGGUCGCGGAAAUGUAUCCAAAGGAUGGGCUUUCUCAGGUAUCGCGUUCCGUAUGGCCCAGGACUUGGGCUUUCAAAGUGAUCCUAUGAACUGGCUGCCACAUGACUCGACCAUUAUCUCAAGCGAGGAUAUUGAGAUCCGCCGCAGAAUCUAUUGGGGCUCAUACAUUUCAGACAAACUGAUCAGCUUGAUACUUGGGAGACCAGUACAACUGGCCUUCGAUAGCGCUGAGGUCGAUCUACUGGAGUUCAUAACUGACGGCCCCGGAAUGGAGUACUGGCGACCUGUUGGUUUCGGCGAUGACCCGGAAGAGCUUCGAGUUUUGUCAAACAUACCAUAUCUCAAAGAGCAGAUUCGUCUCUACAGAAUUGUCGAGAAAAUGAUGACCACGGUAUUUUCUCCAAGGACGCCUCGAACGCAGACAGAUGUCUUCACACGACAAACGUUGCUUGAUAACCUCAACCUCGAGCUUCUACAGUGGAGGGACGCACUGCCGGCGUUCGCAAAGUGGAAUAAGUGGUCGACGGGUGUGACAAUAACACCAGCGGUGGCUACACUCCACCUUCUUUACAGCAGUAUCCGCAUUGCCUUGAACUACGAGUCUGCCACCAUUACUAACGUCGCCUCGGCUCAAGAAGCUGCACUUCUCUCUUGCACUACCGCCGCUCAAGAUAUCCUUGCCCUUGUUCGAAUUUACAAAAUGCAAUAUGGGCUUCGUCACGCACCACUCAUAUUGAUUUACGCAUCCAUACAAGCCUCGAGGUCUAUCGAGAAGUUUGGCAUUCCGGAAGAACAGAGCUACCUGGGUCCGAUGCCAGCAGUGAACCUUGAUGCGUAUCAUGAUCUAGUAUAG
This is a messenger RNA of Fusarium tjaetaba, 1563 nucleotides long. RefSeq names its product TY1 enhancer activator. The record is from RefSeq and is a predicted model, not a curated record. Bases 1 to 1563 code for a protein of 520 amino acids. Gene Ontology annotation, molecular function: zinc ion binding; DNA binding. Gene Ontology annotation, biological process: DNA-templated transcription. The transcript is spliced from 6 exons. NCBI's taxonomy places the organism in Eukaryota, Fungi, Ascomycota, Sordariomycetes, Hypocreales, Nectriaceae.